Messenger RNA from Mercurialis annua (annual mercury), 1844 nucleotides. Its product is annotated as L-ascorbate oxidase homolog. Gene Ontology annotation, molecular function: oxidoreductase activity; copper ion binding. The coding region runs from base 10 to 1671 and encodes 553 amino acids. The record is from RefSeq and is a predicted model, not a curated record. The transcript is spliced from 4 exons. NCBI's taxonomy places the organism in Eukaryota, Viridiplantae, Streptophyta, Magnoliopsida, Malpighiales, Euphorbiaceae.
AAUAUUAAAAUGAAAAUGAAAAUGAAAAUGAAAAUUGUGUUGGCUUUGUUGGUAUGUUUGGGAAGCGUUGUGAAUGGCGAGGAUCCUUAUUUGUAUUACACAUGGAAUAUCACCUACGGCACUCUCUCCCCUCUGGGUGUCCCUCAGCAAGUCAUUCUCAUCAAUAAUCAGUUUCCCGGGCCAACCAUUAAUUCUACAAGCAACAACAACGUUGUUGUUAAUGUCUUCAAUCACAUCGACGAGCCCUUCCUUCUCACAUGGAGCGGCAUCCAGCAAAGGAAAAACUCAUGGCAGGAAGGAAUGGCAGGAACAAACUGCCCCAUUCCCGCCGGGACCAACUACACCUAUCAUUUCCAAGUGAAGGACCAAAUUGGCAGCUUCUUCUACUACCCGAGCACCAGCAUGCACAGAGCAUCCGGUGCUUUUGGCGGCCUCCACAUCAACAGUCGUUUGCUCAUCCCUGUCCCUUACCCUGAUCCAGAGGACGACUACACUGUCAUCGUCAAUGACUGGUACACCAAAAGCCACAAAUCUCUUCGCAGUUUCCUAGACGCCGGACGCAGCCUUGGCAGACCUGACGGUGUCCUCAUCAAUGGCAAAAAUGCCAAGGGAGACGCAACCGACCAACCUCUCUUCACCAUGAAGCCAGGUAAAACUUACAAGUACAGGGUUUGCAAUGCCGGGAUGAAGACCUCCCUCAACUUCAGGAUCCAAGGCCACCCAAUAAAGCUAGUGGAGAUGGAGGGAUCCCAUGUAGUGCAGAAUGAGUACGAGUCCCUGGAUGUGCAUGUGGGUCAAUGCUUUAGCGUGCUUGUGACAGCCAACCAGGAACCUAAGGACUACUACAUGGUGGCUUCCACUCGAUUCAUGAAGACGGUCCUUACUGCUAAGGGCAUCAUUCGUUACACCAAUGGAAAGGGACCAGCAUCUCCCGAGCUCCCGGAGGCACCCGUUGGCUGGGCUUGGUCCCUCAAUCAAUUCCGCUCCUUCCGCUGGAAUCUCACGGCCAGUGCAGCCAGGCCCAACCCUCAGGGUUCAUACCAUUAUGGAUCCAUCAACAUCACGCGCACUAUCAAAAUUGUUAACUCGGCCAGCAGAGCAGGAGGCAAGCUUCGGUAUGCCAUCAACGGGGUUUCUCACACCGAUCCAGAGACCCCUCUCAAGCUGGCUGAGUACUAUGGAAUAGCAGAUAAGGUGUUUAAGUACGACACUAUCAAGGAUGAUCCGACGACUGCUAAGAUUAGUGAGGUUGUCACGCAUCCUAAUGUCCUUAAUAUGACAUUCCGUAACUUUGUGGAGAUCAUCUUUGAGAAUCCAGAGAAGAGCAUCCAGUCUUGGCACUUGGAUGGCUAUUCAUUUUUUGCAGUAGCCGUGGAGCCAGGCACAUGGAACCCCGAGAAGAGGAAGAAUUACAAUCUUCUUGAUGCAGUGAGCAGGACGACAGUUCAGGUGUUCCCCAAGUCAUGGGCAGCCAUCUUUUUGACGUUCGACAAUGCCGGAAUGUGGAACCUGAGGUCUGAGAUAUGGGAGAGAACUUAUCUGGGCCAACAACUCUAUGCAAGUGUUCUUUCCCCAGCUCGCUCACUUAGGGACGAAUACAAUAUCCCAGACAAUGCUUUGCUAUGUGGUCUUGUUAAAGACUUACCAAAGCCUCCGCCUUACAGCGUCUAAUUAUGAUACUCGUAGCUCACACCUCGGGGGAAACUGUAUGUCCAUACCCACUAGAUGAUGCCGCUCAAUCAUUUACAAGGAUUCAUUAUUUGUUUCCUUUCAAACUGCCAUCACAUUUUUGUUUCUUCAUAUGUAAUUUCUAUUUAAAUCAAAUUCACCACUCCCUUAUUUCA